Messenger RNA from Thelazia callipaeda (thelaziosis nematode), 435 nucleotides. The record is from the annotation of a GenBank genome assembly. Lineage: Eukaryota; Metazoa; Nematoda; Chromadorea; Rhabditida; Thelaziidae.
AUGUCACGACGAUCAGAUCCACUCGAUUGCAAAGUUUAUGUUGGUGGUUUACCUCAGGAUGCUACUUCACAAGAGCUUGAGGAUGCGUUCAAUCGGUUUGGUCGUAUACGUAAAGUUUGGGUUGCUCGACGUCCACCAGGAUUUGCAUUUGUAGAAUUUGAAGAUGCACGAGAUGCAGAAGAUGCUGUGAAAGCAUUAGAUGGAACAAGAAUUUGUGGUGUCCGUGCUCGCGUCGAAAUUUCGCAUGGUCGUCGACGAAAUGGUGGUUAUGGUGGAGGAGGAGGAAGCGGUUCUGGUGGUUACUAUGAUAGUGGACGUCGAAGAUCAAGAUCGCCGUACUACCGAAGAAGUCGGAGUCGUUCUAUUACUCCACCACCGCGUAAAUCUCCACGUUAUGAUGAAAGACGAAGUAUGAGUCGAAGCUUAAGCAGGUGA